This is a messenger RNA of Halichondria panicea, 1714 nucleotides long. RefSeq lists its product as uncharacterized. The transcript has 2 exons. The record is from RefSeq and is a predicted model, not a curated record. Lineage: Eukaryota; Metazoa; Porifera; Demospongiae; Suberitida; Halichondriidae. The coding region runs from base 113 to 1618 and encodes 501 amino acids.
AGUUUGUACAUAAAAUCAUGCUUGAAGGGUGAUUCACCUGUACAGUAUACAUGCAAUCAGUAACUGAUUUCACUACCAAAAGCAAGUAGAGUAUUAUAGGUAGUUGCAUACUAUGGAGCUAAGCAAGUUCUAUGAGGAGUCUAAUCUCUAUGGAGACAUGACUGGAACAAGAACAGGCGAUGCCAACAAUCCUCCAAUUUCUCAGAAACGACGAGUUAAGCAGUCAAACAAAAGUGAUAAGAAAUGCACUGCAUCUCAAGUCGCUGUAAUAGCAACGUUUGCCUGCCUGGCCCUACUACUAGCUGGAGUGACAGCACUAGCGGUUUUUUCAUACAUAGAACUACGGACCCUCCGAACAGAACUUGGUGGUACAAAUAAAGAUAUUCAGCUUCAACUUGAAAACAACUACAAUAUGGACAUGCAGCAAUUUAACGAAAGUCUUGUCAAAGUUAGCCAAUUGAUGGAAUAUUUUGCAACUGAAGUGGUUGCUCUUAAUACUAAAUUAAAUAAAAGCCAAGAAAAUGUAUUUGAUGUGCGGUCGGCUUUGGAAAACAAUUUGACAUACGUUCAGGCUAACUUAACAUUACAGAUCGAGAGCUUGCAAUCAUCGAUCAGUGUAUCUAGCAAUGCAACCAUGACUCAAUUGAACAUCCUUCGGGCUGACGUGAGUGCUCUGAAUGCAGCCAAUGAAGCAACCAAUACAGCCUACAAUGACACAGUGACUCAAUUGAUCAGUCUUCAGGCUGACGUGAAUACAGUCAACAGUGACACAAUGACUCAAUUGAUCAGUCUUCAGGGUAAUAUAAACGCUUUGAAUACUACAGACAGUGUUUUCACGACUCGGCUAACUAACCUACAGGCUUCACUGAGCACAGCUAACAAUGUAACAACGAAUGAACUAAACAGCAUAAGAUCUUUAGUAAACGCUUCGAUUAUGGACAAUGAUUUAUUAAACAACCUCAAUAUGGAAACAAUGAUUGAACUGAGCAGUCUUCAGAACUCAGUAGACAAUUUGAACACAUCUGACACGGUUUUUACAACUCAACUAAACGAUCUACAGUCUUUAGUGGAAGCUCUGAAUACAACUGAUACUGCCUUAUCCACACAAUUGAGCAGUCUUAGUGCAGCCAAUAUUGCAACCACCUCUCAAUUGAACAAUCUUGAGUUGUCAGUAAACAUAAACAAUAGUGCAACAAUGGCUGAACUAAACAGCCUUAGGUACUCCGUGGAUAUUUUGAAUACGACCAACAGUGACAUAGAGACUCGACUAACCAACUUGACUUCUCUAACAACUCAAGUGAACUUUCCAUACCAGAACUGUAUCGAGGAAACAAUAAAUUGUACUACAAACCAGACGGAGCCUGCAUAUUGGAAUUUAUGCGCAACACCACUCCUAACAGUAGACAAGCCAGGACACUACACACUGAGUAUGGCCUGUAUCUAUGAACCAUCAUCAUCGUUGGACACUACCAGUACUGCUCUUCGCCAGAGUGGGUCAAGCGUACAAUGUCUUUGUUCUACAACCAACACAACAGGAAAUCAUACAUUAACAAACUUCUCUACAUUCACUUGCACACUAGUCAUCAGGAGGUGCCCCACCUCACAGAACAUUGUUUGAACAGUAUUAUAGCUAGCUGUGAUAAUUAUCUUUCAUCACCUUUUAUAUGUGCAUAUACAUGUGUAGAGAUAUUAUGAACAUUCACUUACAUUGUAA